Drosophila nasuta is the source of this 1126-nucleotide messenger RNA. Its product is annotated as phospholipase A1. NCBI's taxonomy places the organism in Eukaryota, Metazoa, Arthropoda, Insecta, Diptera, Drosophilidae. Gene Ontology annotation, molecular function: serine hydrolase activity; lipase activity. The record is from RefSeq and is a predicted model, not a curated record. Gene Ontology annotation, biological process: lipid catabolic process.
AUGAAAAUAGUUUCGCUCACGAUCUUACAACUUUUUGCAGAUGCACAAAGUUUGCUGCUAAACCAAAUGGAUUGGAAAAAUCUGAUGAGAAGCGGCGCAUUGGAUUUGAAUGUCUUGCGUUGUUUUUUGCGCGACAAAAACUUUUGUCCCAGUCCCUAUAUCGAACAUCGUCUCUAUGCACCCACUGGGCCACGCAGCGGACUACCGUUGAACAUCCACAAUCCGUUGUCAUUGUACAAGGGCGGAUUUGGGAAACAGCGCGAAACGGUCUUCAUAGUGCAUGGCUUCAAUGGCACGGCGACAGACAAGCAUCUGCAGUUUCUGAGGGACGCAUAUUUGAUGCGCGACUUUAAUGUGAUCACCGUGGAUUGGCGACCUCUUACACGAUAUCCUUGUUAUCUCCAUUCUCUAAUCAACACGCGACUAACUGCUCAGUGUACAGCCCAAGUAUAUUCGUUUCUCACGCAUUAUGGCGCCACACGUGAGAAGAUCACAUGUGUGGGACACUCGCUGGGCGCCCACAUCUGUGGCAUGAUUAGCAAUCAUCUGACCAAGAAGCAAUAUCGCAUUAUCGGCUUGGACCCCGCACGACCGCUUAUUGAGCGCAAGAAGAGUAAUCGAUUUCGCUUAUCGAUAGACGACGCGACUGUUAUACAAGUGCUCCACACAAAUGCGGGCUUCUUGGGGCAAGAGGACAAUACGGGGCAUCUCAAUUACUGUAUUAAUGGAGGUCGCGUGCAGCCCUUUUGCAAGGGCAAUCCAAUUAGGCGCUCUCGGUGCUCGCAUUUUCUGAGCAUUUGCUAUUUGGCCACGGCGACCAUGAAGCACACCAAAUUUAUGGGCGUGCCGUGUCCCAAUGGUUGCGUAAAUCUUUCGGGGCCAAAACGUUUGCCCGUUAAUGGUCGCAUUAAUCCAUUUGAGUUUGUUUCGCUGUUGCGAGAUUAUAAAAUAGGCAACGACGCGCCCGACGACGCGCGCGGCUGUAUUUGCAUUGAUGUGCCGUAUGCCAAACACUGUCCAUUCACAGAUGCGUAGAAGUAUAUAUAAGUUGUAGUUGUAAUUAUUAGUUUAAGAUUUUUAAUAAUAAACUUUAGCGCGUAAACAAAAUUUCCACUUGUUACUUUUC